AUGUAUGUCAUACUAAACUCUAAUAUGUUUACUCAGAUUAUGAGAGAGAUUCUCGCGCUAUCCAGAAUUUCUAUACCAACCAUUGCUACCGGUCUACUCAUCUACAUACGAAAUCUUGUUUCCAUGGUGUUUUUAGGUCACCUUGGACACAUUGCUCUCGCCGCUGGCUCUCUCUCCACCGGUGUAGCCAACAUUACCGGUUACUCCAUAAUCUUUGGCAUGGCCAUGGGCAUGGAGACAAUUUGUGGUCAGGCCUACGGAGCGGGCAAAUGGAACCUCUUAGGCCUAACUCUACAUCGAACGAUCGCUAUACUUCUCUUAACUUCCUUACCCAUCUCUUUACUAUGGCUAAAUGUGGAUAAAAUCCUGGUCAAAUUGGGACAAGAUAUUGAUAUAAUUAAUCUAGCGAAGAUAUAUCUUCUCUACUCUCUCCCGGAUUUGAUUGCACAAUCUAUUGUACACCCUCUACGUAUUUAUCUACGUAGCCAAAAUGUCACUCGCCCGGUGGCAAUAUGCUCUUGUAUCGCAUCUUUACUCCACAUACCGCUGAACUACUACUUGGUAAUUGUAUUGAAUACCGGUAUCAAAGGGGUUGCAGCGGCAGUUGUCAUAACGAACUUCAUUUUGGUACUAAUCUUAGUAUGUUACAUUUAUGUAAGAGGACUUUGUAGCAAAACACGAAUUAAACUGUCUCUAGAGUGCUUUAAAGAAUGGGAAUCCAUAUUCUCACUAGCAGUACCAAGUUGCAUAUCUAUAUGUCUCGAAUGGUGGUGGUACGAACUGUUGAUAAUUUUAUGUGGGCUUUUAAAAAGCCCAGAAAUAACCAUAUCGGCGAUUGGGAUUCUCAUUCAAAUGACUGCAUUGGUCUAUGUUUUUCCUUCAUCUCUGGGCUAUGGAGUGUCGAUUCGGGUAGCCAACGAGCUCGGUGCUGGGAGGCCAGAGAAAGCAAAGAGAGCCGCAAUAAUGGGCACACUGUCAGGAUUCUUGCUAGGAUUAUUCGCCGUGACAUUCAAUAUAUCAGCAAGAAGAUGGUGGGGCCCGAUGUUUACAGACAAUGCUGGGGUUCUUGAGCUUGUGUCUUCAGCGUUGCCAAUUGUGGGGUUGUGCGAGCUAGGGAACUGCCCGCAGACCGUAAUGUGUGGAGUUUUGAGGGGAAGCGCACGUGCAGAGAUCAGUGCACGUCUAAACUUGGUCGGGUUCUAUGGAGUGGGGUUGCCCGUUGCGUUGUGGUUUGGUUUCUGGAUGGGGUUUGGGUUUGUCGGGUUGUGGGUCGGAUUGCUUGCAGCGCAGUUGUGGUGCGUAUUGGGGCUUGGGGUUGUGGUGCUGAGGACUGACUGGGCUCUGCAGGCUAAGCGUGCAGAGGAGUUAACAAGUUUAGGUGAAGUUUGUGGGGAAGAUGGGGACGAGUCGAAGGGUGAAAAUGAAGGGAGAGUGAUUGUGCUGGUUGAUCCUUAA
Asparagus officinalis (garden asparagus) is the source of this 1455-nucleotide messenger RNA. RefSeq names its product protein DETOXIFICATION 48-like. The transcript has a single exon. Lineage: Eukaryota; Viridiplantae; Streptophyta; Magnoliopsida; Asparagales; Asparagaceae. Bases 1 to 1455 code for a protein of 484 amino acids. Gene Ontology annotation, biological process: xenobiotic detoxification by transmembrane export across the plasma membrane. Gene Ontology annotation, molecular function: antiporter activity; xenobiotic transmembrane transporter activity. Gene Ontology annotation, cellular component: membrane. The record is from RefSeq and is a predicted model, not a curated record.